Rotaria sp. Silwood1 is the source of this 1197-nucleotide messenger RNA. NCBI's taxonomy places the organism in Eukaryota, Metazoa, Rotifera, Eurotatoria, Philodinida, Philodinidae. The record is from the annotation of a GenBank genome assembly.
AUGAGUGUUGUAACUAUUAUACAACAUUUUAAAAUGUAUCAUCUAUUUGUUCCUUCUUACAUUUGGUUGUGUCUUCUUCCGAUUACUCUCAUCCUUCUUCUAUAUAUUCGUCGAUUAAAAAAGAAACUAAUAGAACCACGGCGAGGUAUUGAUCGAAGUUUAACAUAUCCUCGUCAAUAUGCUAUUGGUUGGUAUUAUUUAUGCGAAUCUAAUGAAAUUCCAAAAGGUCAUUUAAAACAUUUUUAUCUACUUGGACGAGAAAUGGUAGCAUUUCGAGGUGAUGAUGAACAAAGAGAAGUAUCUGUCGUAGAAGCAUAUUGUGUUCAUUUGGGUGCAAAUCUAGGAGUUGGUGGACGCGUUGUGCCAGGUACAAAUUGUAUACAAUGUCCUUUUCAUUUAUGGGAAUUUAAUGGAAAAGAUGGACGUUGUACAAAAAUUCCAUAUAUCGAUGGAAAAAUACCUGAAAAAGCUUGUCUUCAAGUAUAUCCAAGUGUAGAACGUUAUGAUAUGAUUAUGAUUUGGUAUCAUCCUUUAAAUGAACCACCGCAUUAUGAUGCUAUAUGUAUAGAUGAAUUAUUUGAAAAACAUUUUGAAUUUCGAGGUACUUAUCAUUAUCCAAAUAUAAAAAUGCAUCUUCAAGAAUUUACUGAAAAUGCUGCUGAUAUACAACAUUUUGGACCAUUACAUGGACAAAUGUUAGUACCAUGGACUGAAUGGUUUGUUCCAUUUGUUAAUGUUGAUCAUAUGCCAUCAUUUUCAUUUGCUGAAGAACCAUGGAAAAUAAUGUUUUAUAAUACAGCUAUGUUAAAAAUUUUUGGUAAACUAUAUGAAUCAACAAAAGUUAGUGCAUCAAUUAUAUUUCAUGGACCUGGUAGUUUAACAUUAUUUCGUUUUGAUGGAAAUUUUGGACGAUUAUAUUUAUUUCAUACAAAUACACCAUGUGAAUAUACGAAAUUAAAUGUUACUUUUCGUGUAUUUGCGGAAAAAAAAAUUUCAAAACUUUUAAGUUGGUAUAUUGUGGGAAAUUGGGUUGCUCAAUGGCAACGAGAUCUUUUUGUUUGGGAAAAUAAAGUACACAGACGUGCACCAUUUCUCGUGAAAAAUGAUGGUCCAGUUAUGAAAUUACGUCGUUGGUUUAAUCAGUUUUAUCUAUCAAAAGAAGAUAAUGAUAAGGAUAUUAAUGUCAAUAAUUGGUAA